UGAUAUUUACAUAGAUAUCUGAUUUAGCAUUAAUUUAUAUAGACAUUAACGACCGAAUUGCAUUACAAAAUUAAUUACAUUUGUGAAUUACGUUGCAGGCAACUUUGCGUUAUCUUUUAUUCAUUAAAAUUAAUUAGCAUGAAGAGCGCAUGGAUUUAAUUGGGAGACUUAGCCUGAGGUAUAUGUAACUUCAAAAUUAAGCGCCAUGAAUGGUUUAGUUCGUGGAACGUGAGUGGACCGGCGUAGCAAUCGCGGCUUCUUUAUACUCUGUAUCUGUAGGAACGCUUCUCCUUUCUCAUCUCCCACAUUUCUGAAUUGUGUACAUUGACACAUUCCAGAUACAGUUUUGACAGCAUUUAUUUCCCUACUAAUUAAGGACAACUCAUCUGAGAAUGAGAAUCAUUUGCGCUGCAUUAAAUUGCAAGUAUUCUUCGGAAAGCGAGGACUCGUCAAAUAUCACUUUUAUCAAUUUUCCAAAUGAUGACACAGCCAAGGUAUGGGCAGAAUGUUGUGGCAGAUCAGAUUUAGUUGCAAAAUCGAGUGCAGAAUUGCAUUCGAAUUAUUAUAUUUGUUCCCAUCACAUUGAAGAUCGUUGUUAUGUAAGCAAAGCUGGUUCUGUUGUUGUGGAAGAAGGUUCCAUUCCUACUUUAUUUGAUACCGACUUGACUAUCGAUGGUGAGGACUCGAUAAAUAUGUUCGAUAAAGCGCAACAACUGCAAGAAGUAGGCGAUGAUGUUCCUUUAACAUAUUGCGAUAUGAAUGUCGAGAUGGACGAAUAUCACAAUAUCUCUGUAAAAUUUGUCAAUUUAUGUCGAAUCUGUGGUAAAUCCACUCUGGAUGGAAUAGACAUCUUUGCAGCCAAGGGUGUAGAGCUGAAAUUAAAAGAGAGGAUAAAUUUGCAUAUGCCUAUCUCGAUUGACAUAAAUGACUCGUUGCCGCAGAAAGUAUGUACUGAUUGCUGUGACAAAUUAGAAAUUGCACACUCACUAGUUGUUUCAUGUUUAAGAACCGAUAUACGUUUAAAACAAUUUUUAAAUAUUGAAAGAAAGCCAGAAUAUGAAAAUAAGUACAAUGUAUUGUUUGAUGAAUGUUCGUUAGAGAUAGUUCAACAAAUGUGUCUGGAUGAAAAUACGCAUCCUAAUCUGUUUAUUGCAAAUAAAACGAUAAAUUCUGAUUCAGUAACGAAUUUAAGAGGAUUGGGAAAUAGUGAAUGUUCUGAAAUACAAAAUAGUAAUUUUCCGAGUAUUGCCAAGAAUGUUGUGCCAUUAGAGCUUGAUCCUUUGGUCCAUAGUUGUAAAAAAGUUAACGGUAAAAGUAACAUGAUUAUUGUGGAAGAGCUAGCAAAAGUUCAACAAGAUAAAAUUAAAAAUAGAAGCCUUAGUAUUUUAUGUCUGCAGUGCCAAACUCUCUGUGAAACGCAAGAAAUAUUUGAAAAUCAUAAAAUAUUUUGUAAUAAGAUGCAAAAUAUCUCUGGACAUGUAGAUACGUUUAGAACAGUGAAAAACGGAAAGUUUGAGAACAACCAGAUUAAUGAUACUAAAGUAGAAAAUUCCCAGAUGUGCAACGAAAGAUUUGAUGCCAAGCAAGUUAUCAAUAAUGUUAAAAGCUAUGAAUUAAUGCUCUGUACUGUUUGCAACCAAACAUUCAAAUGUCAGCAGGACUACGAUGAUCACAAAUAUCUUCAUUUUACUGAAGCGAAUAAAAGAUGUGGUCAUUGUGAAAAAGCAUAUCAGAAUAAAAAGGACUUGUUAGUUCAUAUUAUGGAAUCGCAUGAUGGCCGAUUAUCAUUUAAGUGCUCUAUAUGCGAUAAAACAUACGAGAAAUGGUCGAGUUUGGAUAUCCAUGAGGCUACUCACCGAACAGAUAAGCCCUAUCUUUGCGAUUUAUGCGGAAAAAGCUUUAAGCAUUCCAACAAUUUGAGGGGACACAAAAGAAUUCAUUUAGACGAGUCUGUAAAAAAGAGACACGUGUGUGAGAUCUGUGGCAACGCAUUUAGGUCACGAUUUCACCUGCGAGAGCAUAUGAAUCAACACGACGAUAACAGACCCUAUUCUUGCGAACAAUGCGGGAAAGCCUUUUACAAGAGGAUUCAAUUGCGACAACAUAAAUUGUCACAUGGUUCUAAUAAGCACACGUGUCCGAUUUGCGGUACAACGUUCAAUCGUAGAGGAAACAUGAACGCGCAUAUGAAACGGCACUGUAAUAAUAAUGGAGGAUAUACAUGCAGUAUUUGUGCCUACAAAUGUAAAUCUAUGAGCGAAUUGAAGAUACACAGAAAGAAGCAUACCGACGAAGAAAUAGUGGAGAGCAUUAAAAAGAAAUGUAUUGACAAGGAGAUAUGGCGUUGUAACAUUUGCGAUAAAAUAUUCCCGAAGCGCGCUACUCUGUUAAAUCACGAGCGUGUGCACGGAGACGAUAAGUUUUACGAAUGCGACGAUUGUGGCAAGAAAUUAGCGAGUAAAAGCUCGCUGAUGUAUCACAAAAAGUCGAUGCAUCUAAGGGAGAGGCCGCACAUGUGUCAUUAUUGCGGAGACUCAUUCGUUUCGAGAGAGGCGCGGUUGAUUCACGAAAGGAUACACACGGGCGAACGUCCGUACGUCUGCAAGGUGUGCAAUAUGCGGUACAGAUGUUCCAGCAAUCUCAGUCAGCACAUGAAGAUCCACACGGGUCUGAAGCCACACAAGUGUCACUUUUGCAACAAAGGUUUUGCGCGCAAGGGUGCGUUAACCGUGCACGAGAGAAUCCACACGGGCGUUAAGCCUUAUUCUUGCAAGACCUGCGGUAAGAGUUUUUCGCAGAAAAACGACAUGUUGAAACACGCCAAACGUACAACAACAGAUAAAUGCAGUGCGGUCGGAGUAACAAGAUCUUUAAACGGAAAGAAGAAUAUAAUGAAACAUUUCACGAUGCACGAACAAAAUACCUUAGUAAUUUCGAACGUCAAUUCAUCACAUCUUCAGAUCUACGUCAAUGCUAGUGCCUCUUCGGAAAUUAAGUAAUUUUAGUAAUAUCCAUGCGAUAUAACAGUAUACGAUGAAUCAAACGUCAAAGUUUCGUAAAAGAAGAGCUAAUUAAAAUGUUCCAAUUUUUAUCAAUUAUUAAAACAUCGCGCGAAAAAGAUUUCUGAUUAAUACAAGAGUACAAAAAAUUAUCGAACUUUUAUGAUUGACAUACGGAUAUCUUAGAAUAUACAAGUCAGAAUAUAUACAAGAAGAUACAAGUUAAGACUGUUUUAUGUUUACAAAAUAAUAUUUUUGACUAGCUGCUCUUAUUGGAAUAUGCAUAAUUAAAAAGCUAACAUAUACAAAAUUUAAAGAGAAUAUAAGCUAAUUGUGUGCAUCAGAAAGAGUGCAUUGGCAUAUCUAAGAAACUCUACACAUCAGACUUUAUAAAGAAGACUUCAUAAAAAAGAUCAUAUGUGAUUUAUGGUAAUUUAAUGGAAUCUUAUUGUCUUAUUCUUGCAUAAGAUUGUAGUUAACGAAUCGUAUUGAUGUUUGUAAUAUAUGAUAAUGAAGAUUUCGCAAAUUAUUUCUCGAAUGUAUAGUCAAUGCUCAAUCUGGGUUUAACAAGCAAUCACCUGUGAGAGCGCUUGUUUACAUUUCGGUAGUCUUCUCGCAUUGCUGAAAGAUGAGAGGUGUAAAAUAAAAGCCGUUGUUAUAUAUA
Messenger RNA from Monomorium pharaonis (pharaoh ant), 3663 nucleotides. Its product is annotated as zinc finger protein 85. Gene Ontology annotation, cellular component: nucleus. Gene Ontology annotation, molecular function: zinc ion binding; RNA polymerase II cis-regulatory region sequence-specific DNA binding; DNA-binding transcription factor activity, RNA polymerase II-specific. The coding region runs from base 393 to 2999 and encodes 868 amino acids. The record is from RefSeq and is a predicted model, not a curated record. The transcript has 7 exons. Gene Ontology annotation, biological process: regulation of transcription by RNA polymerase II. Lineage: Eukaryota; Metazoa; Arthropoda; Insecta; Hymenoptera; Formicidae.